Messenger RNA from Triticum aestivum (bread wheat), 1467 nucleotides. RefSeq names its product protein FAR1-RELATED SEQUENCE 7. NCBI's taxonomy places the organism in Eukaryota, Viridiplantae, Streptophyta, Magnoliopsida, Poales, Poaceae. Gene Ontology annotation, biological process: regulation of DNA-templated transcription. Bases 1 to 1452 code for a protein of 483 amino acids. The transcript has 4 exons. The record is from RefSeq and is a predicted model, not a curated record.
AUGAAGGAGGAGAAGGAGAAGGCGCAGGCGCCGCCGCCCCUUCUCCUAGGUACUCGUAACAUCGUCGCGCUAGUUGCUGAUAACAAAUUAUGUAGGGCGCGACUCGGAGAUGAACAUGGAUCUGCUUCUGUGUAUCGUGUUGGUGCACUGGAGAAGGCGAUUGCAGGGUUUGCGCAGAGGGAAACUGAGGCCGUGGUCAAUCCUACUGUUGGGAGUUUCUUUGUUUCACUUGACGAGGCUUAUGAAUUCUACAACAUUUAUUCUUGGGAAUCUGGUUUCGGAGUUAGGUAUGGAGCGAGUAGUAUGGAUUCUCAUGGAAUUAAAUGCAUACAGCAAUUUGUUUGCGCGUGUGAGGGUAAACCAUCCAAGGACAGCGAUUCAUUUCGUCGGUGUGAAUGCAAAGCGUCAAUUCUUUUGCUGAGAUCCAGAGACGGCGGAUGGCGUGUGUGUGAGCAUCAAGUUGGGCAUAACCAUCCAUGUUCUAAGAUGUGUGCGCAGAGGUCAUCUUGGCAGUCUCAUAGUAGUAUUGACAAGAACACAAGGGGCUUGAUUCGUCAACUAAGGGAAAACAAUGUGCCACACAUUGAUGAUAAUGAUGCAAAGAACCCGCUGUCUGAUGAUAUCCAGAAGACAGAGGAAACCUUUGCUAGGAUCAAAGCAAAGGAUCCAACAUUUGGUUAUACUGGUUUGCAGCUUGAUAGUAACUGGAGAGUAAGGCCACUACUCUGGACCAGUGGCCAGAGCCUUCAGUACCAAUACUUUGGGGAUGUGAUUAUCUUCGACACCACCUACAGAUCGGACAAGUAUGGGACGCCGUUCGGCCUUUUUGUUGGAGUCAACAACAACUUUGAGACCAUAUUGCUUGGUGGGGUGCUGAUGAUAAACGAGAAAACGGAGAGCUACAAAUGGGUGCUCAGUCAGUUCUUCCAAUUAAUGGGUAGGGAACACCCCAAAACUAUACUGACCGAUCGCUGCGAGGCAAUUGAGGAAGCCGUAUUGGAGGCACUGCCAUCCACCACACACAGAUGGUUCAAGUGGAAUGUCCUUCGCAGGGCAAAGGACUACCUUGGUUUCCAUUACACCAAAACAAGUAGCUUCCGAGUGGGGCUCCACAAAAUUCUGAACGACACGCUGACGGCUGAUGAGUUUGAGAGAGCAUGGGAGAUGCUGCUAGAGGAGCAUGGAUUGGAGAAUCAUCCAUUUCUGAAGGAGAUCUAUGAGGUGCGGCACAAGUGGGUUAAGGCAUACUUCAGCGACACAUUCUGUGCUACACUGACCAGCACACAAAAGAGCGAGAGCGCGAAACACUUUCUGAAACAACAUGGCAUUCCACGGGAUUGCUCAAUGGAGCUUUUCGCUGAACAGUACGAGAAACUGCGGUCCAGUCAAGAACCAGACUAUGGGUUUCAGGAGAAGAGGACUACUAUGGUAAGCUUAACUUCAGGAAAUUAACGUCUUUCCUAUGGG